AUGGCUUCUAUCUCUCAUCUUUCUUUCGUGUCCUCAGUCAAUAAUUUCUGUCCCAACUCCAUCACUCUCCCUUCUUCUUCCUUGCAUCCAUUUCAACAGUUCCAAUCCCCAAAAAUUACGAGAGUGAGAUGCAGUGGAAAUAAGAAUAAUGAAACACCAAAAGCUUCUGAAGAAGAAGUUGCAGAUAUUGUAGGAAAUAGGAGGAAGGUUCUGGUUGGUCUAGGAGGGCUUUGUGGGGCUGUUACUCUGAAUAACAAUCCUUUUGCCUUUGCGGCUCCGAUUGCCCCACCGGAUCUAAGCACAUGCGGCCCAGCAGACCUACCUGGAGGUGCAAAACCCACCAAUUGUUGUCCUCCAUCUUCUAAAAUCAUCGAUUUCAAGUUUCCUCCCUCUAACCAACCCUUGCGGGUGAGACCAGCCGCACAUUUGGUCACUGACGACUAUCUAGCCAAAUACAAAAAAGCCGUUGACCUCAUGAAAAAGCUCCCAUCUAAGGACCCACGUAAUUUCAUGCAGCAAGCCAACGUCCAUUGUGCUUAUUGCGAUGGUGCAUAUCACCAAGUUGGGUUCCCUGACCUUGAUCUGCAAGUCCACAGCUCUUGGCUCUUCUUUCCCUACCAUCGAUGGUAUCUCUAUUUCUAUGAAAGGAUCUUGGGUAGCUUGAUCAAUGACCCAACCUUUGCCCUUCCAUUUUGGAACUGGGAUGCUCCCGGGGGUAUGAAACUUCCUUCCCUUUAUGCACAACGUAAAUCACCUCUCUAUGACCCUCUUCGCAAUCCUAAUCAUCAACCACCAACCCUCGUCGACCUUGACUUCAACAACGAUGAUCCUGAUGCCGCAGGAAGCAUCUCCUCCAACCUUUCCAUAAUGUAUAGGCAAGUUGUGUCUAAUGGGAAGACUCCCACAUUGUUCCUUGGCAAUGCUUACCGUGCUGGAGAUGAACCUGACCCGGGUGGUGGAUCCGUAGAGAAUGUUCCACAUGGCCCCGUUCAUGGAUGGACAGGUGAUCCCAACCAGCCCAACAACGAGAACAUGGGGACUUUCUAUUCGGCCGCAAGAGACCCCAUUUUCUAUUCUCAUCAUUCCAAUAUUGAUAGGUUGUGGUCCGUAUGGAAAACACUUGGUGGGAAAAGAAGGGAUUUCACCGACUCGGAUUGGUUAGAAUCCGGGUUUCUCUUCUACGACGAGAAUAAGAACCUUGUGCGUGUGAAGGUUAAGGAUUGUCUUGACACCAGAAAACUAGGGUAUGUUUACCAAGAUGUUAACAUCCCAUGGUUGAAUUCCAAGCCCACACCGCGUAAGUCAAGGGCUCGGAAUGCAGCACUGGCACAAAAUUUUGGUGUUGGUGCAGCACAUGCUGCUGAGACUUCAAGGAGUGUGAAGUUUCCACUGGUGUUGGAUUCAGUUGUGAGAACAAGGGUUAAAAGGCCGAAUAAGUCGAGAAGCAAGAAAGAGAAGGAAGAGAAGGAAGAGGUUUUGGUGAUUGAAGGGAUCGAGUUUGAUAGAAACAGAGCUGUCAAAUUUGAUGUCUUUAUUAAUGACGAAGAUGAUACGGAGAUCCGACCAGAUAAUACAGAAUUUGCAGGAAGCUUUGUGAGUGUGCCUCACACGCACCAACACAAAAACAAGAAUAUCAAAACUUGUUUGAGGCUUGGACUUACGGAUUUGUUAGAAGAGUUGGAAGCGGAAGAUGAUGACAGUGUUAUGGUGACGCUGGUUCCCAGGUAUGGGAAAGGACAAGUCACAAUCACAAACAUCAAAAUAGUUCUCAUCGCAGAUUGAAAAACAUUCAACAAAAUCAGCUUUUCCCAGAUUAAUCUCAGGAGAAGCCUUGCAUAUCCACAUAUAUAUGAUUGUGACUUUGUAUUAUGGAUUUAACUUUGUAUUUUAAUUGUCUAUCCUUUGCUGUUUAACUGUUAUAUGUAUGAAAACACUUGAUGAGUAAAAUAAUGUUUUCAUUGUCCUUU
Molecule: messenger RNA, 1967 nt
Organism: Vigna angularis (adzuki bean)
Lineage: Eukaryota; Viridiplantae; Streptophyta; Magnoliopsida; Fabales; Fabaceae
Product: polyphenol oxidase A1, chloroplastic
Exons: 1
Coding region: 1-1782 (593 amino acids)
Biological process (GO): pigment biosynthetic process
Molecular function (GO): catechol oxidase activity
Source: RefSeq, a predicted model, not a curated record